CAGAGCAGCACACCGCCUCCAACAAGGGCGGGGGGGGGGAAUCUAUUACGGUGAAAAAUUAGCAGAGGGCAACUUUGCUGGAAGCGGCAAGGAUUGUGAGCAGAAACCUUCGAAACGUCUCAACGGCAAGAUGUUGAAAAACUCAAAGGUGACAGAUCAAACUGCCGCCGGGCGGAAGGGAAUCAAGAAGAAGUCCAAAGUGCCGGGUGUAAUGAUAACACAGUUUGAGGAGGAACUUCCAGAGGGAAUGACAACCCCGGAUUUUUCCCGCAAACCCAUCGCGAUCACGAUUCAAGAAGGAAAGAGUACAUUAUUCAAAGCCAUAGUCAUCGGGAAUCCAAAACCCACAGUCACGUGGACGCGAGCAAAUGGAGACAUCGUUUUCCACCCGGACACCUGUCGGCAGAAUUACAGCGAAGCCUCUCACGAGCAUACUCUGGAGUUUCCCAAGGUGGCUCCGGAGGAUGCUGACACCUACAAGUGUUACGCAACAAAUGAUUACGGAAGAGCUGUUUGCACCGCCGUCCUGAACGUUAUUGAGGGUAUUUGGGACAUUGAAAAUAUCCCAGACUUUCUUCGGAAAAAGCUUAAAAAGCGGUCGGUGGGAGUGCAAGACGAAAAGAUGGCGAUGCCAGAGGAGAAGGUGUGGGAAAUCCUCAUGAGCGCCGAUAAGAAAGACUACGAGCGCAUCUGUGCUGAAUACGGGAUCACCAACUUCCGCGGGAUGCUGAAGAAACUGAAGAAGAUGAAGCAAGAGCUCGGCGAAGAUAUUACAGAGUAUCUUGCACGCAUGAAUAAUGGCAAACACAUCGAGGAAGAUGAUGACGGUGAAGCUACAAUUGACUUGGAUUUGGAGCUCAGAGAACUGAAUAGUAAAGUAGUCCGUUAUAAGGAUGGCGAAAUGGUCGCCUACACAAAAGAAGAAUGCGACGAAAUGAAAUAUUCUCUGAAGCAAAAACACGACACGGGGCUCUACUCCACGGAUACGACUGUCGACUUUAAAGAAUGUUUCCUGUGUUUGCAUAAUCCCGCAGCACCUGAUGUCGACUUUGCUCUCAAAAUCCAAGAGGUCAAGGCAGACGAAAGAGAGGAUGCAAUGUUUACAUGCAUCCUGACGGCGCCUCUGAAUGAGAUCAAGUGGUUGGGCAAGAAUGUCCCACUGUCAAAUGGAGAAAAGUUCGAAAUCACCGUCUCGGAAGAUAAGCUCAUCCACAAGCUGAUCGUGCAUGACUGUCUGCCAUUGGACGCCGGAACCUACACUGCUGUGGCAGAUGCCAAGUCGUGCAAUGCCUGGCUUAUGGUUGAAGCGGAUAAAGAGAGUAGCACCAAAGGAACGAAAGCCGCUCGGAAAAAUACCUUGGCCGGGGGUGGUGAUGACGAAGACUUGCUGAGGAUUGCCAAGGAACAGCAGGAAAGGUACCAGAAAGAAAUGGAGGAGAAGCUGGAGCUUGCCAGGAAGCGCAUCAGAGUAAGGCAAGGCCCACUGAUCGAGGACACAAUCAUUGUUGGUUAAUCUUCAGACCCAGGUGUUCACUUCCACAUCGGACUCUCCGACUGCAAAGCCAUCAUUGGGGAAGAGGCCGAGCUUAUGUGUAAACUCAGCAGCGAGGACUGUGAGGGCAUCUGGUACAAAGAUGGAGAAGAGAUAAAGGCGACAGAGGCUAUGACCAUUAUAAAAGAAGGAAGCUACCAUAAGUUGAAACUGCACAAAGUCCCGGAAGAAUUUGCUGGAAAAUAUAAGUUUGAAGCAGACGGACGGAAAACGGAGGCCUUAGUGGUUGUUGAAGAUCCCCCAAGAUUCAACCAAGAGGACUUAGAAACCUUUAUCAAUCCUGUUAUGGUGAAAAAGGGGCACAAAGCAACCUUCAGGUUAGCGUACCUGGGACGGGAGCCUAUAAAAGUUCAGUGGUUCCUCGAAGGGGAAGAGCUUUCGGACGAGGCCAACAUCAAGCUGGAAACCUCGGACGGCUGCACACGUCUGCUUCUGAUCAAGCUGCAGCGCAAGGACAGUGGUGAAGUCAAGCUGAAGCUCAAAAAUGAGUUUGGCGCUGCCGAGGCCUUAACUGAACUGAUUGUAUUAGCAUAUCCUGGACCUCCAUCAACACCAAAGGUUGUCAGUGCCUUCAAGGACUGCAUCAACCUUUCUUGGUCUCCUCCUGGCAAUACGGGAGGCACCAAUAUUCUUGGAUACAACCUUGAAAAGCGCAAAAAGGGAAGCAAUCUGUGGGGUCAAGUUAACCCACCAGACGAGUUGAUAAGAGCGAAAGGCUUUGCUGUUAAAGAUGUGGUAGAGGGAAUGGAAUAUGAAUUUCGUGUGUCAGCUAUCAAUAACUCUGGAGCGGGUGAAUUCAGCACACCUUCCGAUUUUGUCUUUGCCAGAGAUCCCAAAAAGCCUCCCGGAAAAGUCAUCGAUUUGAAGGUGACAGACUCCAGCUAUACAACUCUAUGCCUGUCUUGGACCAAACCCAAGGACAUUGAGAAAGUCCAGGAUGAAGCCAAAGGUUACUUUGUAGAGAUCCGGCCCGCAGAGAGCACAGAAUGGAAUCGUUGCAAUUCCAACUUGGUGACCACAAAUUUCUACACGGUGAAAAAUAUGAAGUCAAUGGCCAUGUACUGGGUGAGAGUGAUCGCGAUCAACGAUGGCGGCGAGGGAGAACCACAGGAACUGGAUAACUAUGUCCUUGCGAUGCCGCCUCCCGUGAGACCACGCUUCACUGACACCAAAAUCAAGAGCUUCAUGGUCGUCCGAGCUGGAAAUUCAGCACGGCUUACAAUGAACUUUGAGGCCUCGCCCUGGCCCGAGGUCACGUGGCUGAAAGACGACGUGCCGGUCACUAAAAAAGUGACGAUUAGCAAUGCGGAAGGCACUUCGCAGCUCCUGAUUCCUUCCGCUGAGCGCUCAGACUCCGGUGUCUACACCAUUGUUGUCAAAAACAUUGUGGGACAAGAAACCUUCAGCAUUGAAAUAAGAGUCACAGAUGAACCAAAGCCACCAGGUCCAGUUGAAAUCGAGGAAAACGUACCAGGCACGGUGACCAUUUCAUGGGCGCCUUCUCCAGAUGAGAAACGUGACGACAGGUUGCAUUACAUGGUUAUGAAGAGAGACUCCAGCAAGGGGACAUGGAUGACCGUGGCAGAUCACAUCUUUAACAAUAAGUUCACAGCCUGCAAUAUAAUGCCGGGCUGCGAGUACCAGUUCCGAGUCUACGCGAAGAAUGACAUGGGCUCCUCCAAACCCUCUGAAUCACCAAAGUGGCUGGUAUCAAACAAGAAAGAGAAGUUCACAGUGAAUAUACCAGAAUCCAAGACCUGCGAUCUCCAGUGCCCCCCAAAGUUCCUCGUCCCGCUGAAAAUGCACACCGCUCCCCAAGGAUACGAAUGCUACAUGAGUUGCGCUUUAAAGGGUGACCCGACACCUCACGUCACGUGGCUUCGCAACAACAUAAGCCUGAAUACCAACACCAACUACUACAUCUCCAAUACCUGCGGAGUCUGCUCUCUACUCAUACUGAGGGUCGGACCCAAGGACACCGGAGAGUACAAGGUGGUGGCAGAAAACCCCCGAGGGAGAGCAGAGUGCUCCACCAAGUUGACAGUUAGGGAAUAAAAAAUGUAAAAAAAAAACCUGGAGAAGAUGGAGGACUUUUGACCACAAAAAAAGUAAAGCUGUCACACAAAUCAUUGCUGCUGAUUUUCAGUGA
Messenger RNA from Syngnathoides biaculeatus (alligator pipefish), 3701 nucleotides. Its product is annotated as immunoglobulin-like and fibronectin type III domain-containing protein 1. The record is from RefSeq and is a predicted model, not a curated record. Gene Ontology annotation, molecular function: protein binding. The transcript has 23 exons. Lineage: Eukaryota; Metazoa; Chordata; Actinopteri; Syngnathiformes; Syngnathidae.